Molecule: messenger RNA, 14159 nt
Organism: Zeugodacus cucurbitae (melon fly)
Lineage: Eukaryota; Metazoa; Arthropoda; Insecta; Diptera; Tephritidae
Product: smoothelin-like protein 1
Exons: 17
Coding region: 566-13456 (4296 amino acids)
Biological process (GO): actin cytoskeleton organization
Cellular component (GO): microtubule organizing center; filamentous actin
Molecular function (GO): protein binding
Source: RefSeq, a predicted model, not a curated record
UUCAUCUUGACUUUGAAUCAGUCUGUCUUUGGCGCUCGAUCGAAACGUACGAAUAACUUCUUCUUCGUUGGUAAAACUUAGAAAGUAAAAAAUUUUAUCAAAACCGAAAAAAUAAAAGUAAACUCACCAAAAACAAGUGAACUCAAGUGAAAUAAAAUACAAGAAAAAAAGAAAAGAAGGACUGUGUUGCUUAUCGCGUGCAUAAAGAAACUGUGGUAUAGCAGCUAGAGAUAAUAUAAUAACAAUAAAAACAAAAUAAAACACUUGAAAAAGUUUCGGCUCUUGCCUUGCAAUUAGCGUCCGGGAGAAAAAGAAUAAUCCCAAAGUGAUCAAUAUUCAUAAGAAUCUAGCUCGAUAUCUACAUACAUACGUGUGUGUGUGUUUUUUGCAACCUACCUUCUUCGUGUUCUACGCCCAAUAUCGAUUGCAACGAAACUCACUAAGCACACUUUCCUGCUAAGUGAAGUGGCAGCAAACACCGGACAUCGAUCAGAAGAAGGAAAUUCGUUCUCACUUAUAUAAAUUACGUGAAUCGCGUUUACGUGACCUAUAUCAAGGCGAAAUCAUGGCUGGCAACUACGCUAAAGAUCCGUUGAACACAUCGCAUGGCGAUUCUUUGGUAGGUCAAAAUUUUCAGAGCUUAAAAUCAAAAGAAGUACGGGACUCUGUGAGUCCCAUAAAUGAUUUGAAGUUUCACUCGAUGACCCUCAAUCAUCCCAAUACAACUGGUUGGGAUGUGCAAACCUCAUCCGAGGUGAGUCCAGAUGGACGGGCAUACCGUACCGAAACCUUGGCGACUACAGAUGGCGUUGAAAAGAUUAAUGGCGGCACCGCUGAAUUCCGCGGUCGUAACGAACAACAUGCUAGUGCUUCGCACCAAGGCGACGAUAAGAAUUUCGUUAAGAAGGCAUCGGAAAGCUCGAAUACGCAUUUGCAAGAGCGUGUUGUGAUCGGCGAUGAAAAUUCCGGUCGCACAGAAAUGAAAACGAGUUCGACUACAACAUCCUCCUCGUCCCAGGUGACAUCCUCGUCAUCCACUGUCGAAUAUGGUGGUGCAGAUCCCAAUGAUGGUAGAUAUCUCAUGGAUAAUACUCAUCGCCAACAUCAAGAUCAACAUCACCAACGACUCACGCAGGAUCAGUAUAAUCAGCAACAACAACAGCUUCGGCGCCAACAACAAUUACAACAGCAAGAUUACGAACAGAACAUACAACAACAGCACCAACAACAUGUGCAGCAUCAACAGCAAGAGCAACGUAAUCGUCAAGAGUCCUCUACUAGCCGUAACGUGGAGACACAACAAACGACCGAGCAGAAUAGGCGUGUAGUAGAUAUGAACAAGGCUUCACCUGAAUAUCAACAACAUGUCCAGUACCUUAUGGCACAGCCUGGGGAGAUCAUCUCGAAUACGGUUGAGUAUCCGAAACCGAAUGUCAAGAUGAUCACCACCGUUAAACGUUUGCCUGACGGUACUAUUGUGAAGAAUAAGCGUUACGAAACGGAAGAGUUACGUCCCACAGUGGAUAAUCAACGCCAACGUACGACAUCUACAACAAGCCAGAGCAGCACUCAACAUAGAAAUGAACAACAGCGACGUGAACAGACAGAAAAUAAUGUCUACAAUCGUCAACAAAAUGUACGCAAUAAUGUACAUUCGAACACUACUCCAAGACGACCGGAACACGACGUCGUCGAUAAUGCCGAACCUUUCGUGCGCACGCCACACCAGCAAGAUUUAGUAGAAUCAUAUCCGACCGACCGUUUUGUGGAUGAGACCAGCAACGUCGAGACUAAAUUUUCAUCGGUGAAGAAAUCAAGUCGUCGCUUUUCAACUGAAACAACAUCAGAAACUAUUGAAGAAUUCUCAGACCAACCACCUUCUUCACAAGCACCUGGCAUCAGAGGUAAACCAAACAAUGAUUUUUCUACUCAUGGAUUUCCAUCAGUGAAAUCGAAUAAGCCCACUCAAGAAUAUCCAUCUGAGCGUCCACAAACUGGCUCACAGCCUGGUUUUAGUACUCAUGGAUUUCCUUCGGUGAGACCAAAUAAGCCAACGCAAGAGUAUCCAAGCGAUCGUCCACGUCCCUCUGAUGUGGAACUUAUAACUCAACGCACUGUGACCGACGCAAAUACAGUAAGGCCAAACACUAAUGUUACUACCACUAAAGAUGGUGAUGUGGUCAUUGUAAGUUCUGAAUCUACGCGCAGCUCCAAAUAUAAGACCAAUGCCGAGCGUAUUAUCGAAACUGAAGUUGUAGUCGAUGGAGAUUCUAAUUAUCCUAAUCGUGGGUUUCCCGCAGUAAAAGAACCAUCUACGGGAGGUAGAGAUUCACCAAGAUACGGUGCCCCUAUUAAGGAGCAUCCCAGUGGUCCAAUUAAACAAUCGCCAGAUUACUCAACAAGCGGUUUCCCAUCUACCAGAGAUGUGGCUAGACCGAAUUCGGGACAUCCAGAGCCUUCCAGAACUAUUGAUCAAGAUGGAAACGUAACAGUAGUGAGCUCGGAAACCAAGAAAACCAUUAAGCAUAAUACAAACAGGGAGCACAUUAUCGAAACAGAAAUUGCUGGUGAUCAUGAUCAUCAUACACCAUCGGGCUUACGUCAACCAGAUAAAAUUACAUUUCCGCCAACCCCUCAACCAGGCGAUUUUAGUACACAUGGAUUCCCUUCAGUAAGAGACGCUGCACCCACCAACGAUGCUUAUCGUCGCCAAGGUACACCUACACGUGAUUAUCCAAGUAGUCCUCGAAAGGCACAACCAACCGAAGAUUUUUCCACACACGGUUUUCCUUCUGUAAGAGAGUCGGCACCAGUUAGAGGGGGCACACCUUCACGCGACUACCCGAGUAGCCCACGUCAACACCAACCAACUGAAGAUUUCUCGACACAUGGUUUUCCAUCUGUAAGAACACCCAAUAAAUCUUCACCGGAUUACUCAACACCGAGUGGUGGCUUUCCAUCAACCAGGGAUACUAAUGCACCCAAACUUACGCCAACUCAGCCACAGAGAAUACAACCGACUUCAACACCCACACGCAAGCCGACAACUACAACAGACUCUUCUCAACGUCUCAUUUCAAAGGAGAGGGAUGUCGAUGCCACCCAUCGUGCUUUUGCCGCUUCCCUACGAUGCUCCUCACCAGUGGAUAGUACGGAUCAUCAUCGGACCACACCGCGUUCCAGUGUUUCAUCGACUAGGACAUUUCGACGAGAUGGCCGUGAAGGUUCCCAUGACAGCGAAACAAGUCGCAUCAGUUCGGGCACAGUUACGCGUUCUUCGCCAAGUAAGAGUGUUGGUAAAACUGUCGUUACAAAGCAAACUGUUGUUAAAACUCGUAACGUGAAUGGUUCUAACGAAACAAUUGAUUUAACACCCCAGCAGCGCCCCACAAAGUCGCCGUCUCCCACAAAGACCAUCACAACGACCACCACACGCACCACAACAACUAGAAAGAGUCCAGGAGAAGUGCCAAAACCAGAUAAUCAAAAAUCUAAGCCAGCCGAAAACACAUUUCCUAUUAUUAACGAACCACUAACCAUCACAAAAACUCACUUUACCGCAAAUGACGCCAGCUACCUCGGCAAAGAGGUGGUCGAGGAGCCAUGCUUAAAAAAACACUUUUACAAACUUGGUCCGUCCGACAAAGCAACAACAACAAACAAUGUUGACGAGAAGUCACCAUAUUCACCAGCACCAAGUAAUCACAUACAUCGCACUCAUCCCAAACCAAAAUCCCAAGUUCGGGAUGAUUUCGAAGAUGUUAACCACGAAGAGCCCAUCCAUAAACAACCACUAAGUUCAUACGUAAUCGAACCUAAACAACGUAAUCGUUCACCAUCUGGACCAAAUCGUCCAAAUAGUAGUCCGCAAACCAUUUGUCAACCAAACAAGAAAGAACCCAGUGUUGAGCGUAGGACUGUAGUGAGAGAAAGUGAAUUUGAAAAUACCGAUUGGCAAAAUACAAUUCUAGAUUCUAAUGAACCGCGAGAAAGCCGUCCCACAGUUGAUGAUUAUAUAACAGAAACACCAGUUGAUACUUCUGAUUUUCCUGUUGAAAGAGAAGAAACCAUUAAACGACCAGAUCAAAAAACUAAGAAGGAGAUUUUGACGAUUAAAGGUACCAGAAAUGAAAAAUUACAAAAUAAUGAAGAUAAUGUGGUAACAACCGAGUAUGUUGUAAGAAAGCCACUUGAGAAAGAGCCCAUUGGACCGGCCGGUAAGCGACCUACUGCGGGAAAACCAUUAGAUUCAACCGACAAGGGACCAAAAGAAGACAAACCACGCGAACCUGCAAAUAGAAGACCAUAUGAUAAAUAUCCCACAGAACAAACGGGAAAACCUAAAGCUUUAAGUCCAACAAGAAUAACUUCCGAUAUUACAACUUCAAACAAAACAACAACUUCUGUAAUAACAAGAACUACACAAGUUAUUGACGAUGAUACUGAACCACAACAAACAGUUAAGAAACCACAAACUGAGCGGAAACCGAGUGAUGCUGGCAAAGAAAAACCCAACGGCGUUGAUCGUAGUCCAACCAGAAAACCAACGAACCCAGUCACUCUCUCAAAUAUAACUUUGAAAACAGUGCGUAGAGAACACAAUGAGCCUGUGGGUAAAAUACCAACCGGUGUAUCUCCAAAAGAGCCAGUCUAUAAGAGUCCAUCGAACAAGAAACCUGAACUAAGUCCUACACGAAGAACAUCAGAAAGCAAGUAUUUAAAAACGAUUACAAAAGAAACUACUGGCACAGAUGAUACAUUUUUGGUAGAGGAAGAUCGACAACCACAUAUAUCGAAGAAAGAUGUCCCCAGGCCUUCAGAAACAAAUACAUCGAAAACAAGUUUUAUUACAACUACAAUCACAAAAACACGCAAAGAUAACAUUUCUCCGACUAGGACGAGUAAGCCCAAGGAUGUUCAUAAAGUACCUGUGGAAGAUAGACCAACUAAACCGUCGCAACAAAAGCCCACAUUUACCAAUACUAUAGAGCGCGAACCCAGCGAUGAGUAUCCUACACCUAUUAAAAGUGGACCAACUAAGCAAGUACCAACAAAAGAAACUCUUAAAUCAACAGACAUUAGAGGUGUGAAAACGCAAGUGGUAACAACUACUGACGAAUAUCGGUCUGCUCCAAAAGAUACAAAACCACUUACUAAAGAACCUUCAGAGCCAGAAUAUUGCGACGACGAUGAGCAUCCCAUUGGUGAAUACGAUAUUGAAGUAACCGAAAGUGUAAAACGUGAACCAAGUAAACCAAUUAGGACGACACCAUCCGAAUCUGAAAGAGUCAAACCAUCAAAGAAACAACACAAUACCCAAGUAGGUGAAGAAUUUUCGGACACUGAGAGCACGAGUUCUUCAUUUAUAAUGACCAAACCUAAAACUGUACGUCCAGAUGAACCACAAACAACUGAGAAAACGAUUACUGAUGAAACAAGAAGAGUGCAAGAGCUUUUUAAUAAAACCGAUAAAACAAAAGUUACUAAAAAUGUUAAUGAAGAAUUCAUAACCUUUGAACGACAGGUGCGAGAAAGAAGUCCUGUUAAUGAUACUCCUACAACAAAAACCGGACGAAAUGAACCGAAAAAACCUGAGGAUGUGAAAACAACUGAAAAGAAACCACGCAAACCAAUAUCCGAUGACGACGAUGGUGCAGAAAUACCUCAUCAGAAAUCGCCGAAACAGUUGAAGAAUAAGCCGAACCGUCUUGCACCUAAUGAGCCAAUCUCAGAACCAAUGGAUAAAUAUUUGGAACCCAAGUAUACGGACGAUGUAAAUACUUUGGAAAUAAGUUCAGUUACAACAACUUUAAAAACGGUUGAUCAAGACAAGUCUUAUUCCCCUGAAUAUCCUGAUAAAUCAAAUCAACCGAAAGAUAAGGAACCCAAAGGGUUGCAGCCAUCCGUUGCAUACGUGAGUGAGGACGAUGAGGUCCCACAGCAAACAUUUGAAUCAACCACAAUCAUUAGUACAAACAAAACUACUCGCAAAGAGAAUAUACGAACUUCCACAGAAGACGAUGAACCCGAAAUUGAUGGUCCUCGUGGUAAGAAGCCUACUCGUGAAGAAACUAAACCUGACAAUAACCGAAUCCCGUCACCAACACCAAAGGAUCAAACUUUCGACACUGUUACUACCACUACUACUACUACUAAAGUUACCAAGAACCUACCUGGCGAAAAAACAAAUGUAAAGCCUCGGGAGCCUUUCGAUAAACUUGUUGAAACAACUGUGGACGAAACUAAAAGGGUUGAGGAACUUUUUAAUACUAAUAAAACGAUACACACAAAAUAUAAUACUGAAGAAUUUAUUACUAUUGAAAGACAAAACAAAGAGACCCCAGAUGGUGCUUUCUUUUCGAAAGCACCUGAGCCCGAACCAAGUUCUCCAAGCUUUAAGAAGAAAGGUGUUAACCCAAGAGAAACCUUUGAGGAUCGUUGUCGUCAAAUAUUGGGCAUGGAAAACUAUGGAGACACCCCUGGUGUUUAUAAAAAGAAACCUGAAGGUGUACCCGAUCAAAAUGAGCCGAUUACCGUAAAUGUCACAGAGUUGGAAGUUAAAAUAGAGGACUGUGAAGAUGAUGAGCCCACUUAUCUAAAUAAUAUUAAAGAGUCUGUUAAGCCUCAGAAACCUGUUCUUUCCGAACCAUUUAAUAAACCCCAAAAGCCCGGAAACCGUAAUACUUUUGAUGAUGAAAUAGUUGAGGAAGUGGAAUGUGUUCGUAAAGAAACUGUGGUACCCUUUAAAAGAAGUUCUCCAGAUACAGUGCCCUCGACUGAUGUCAGUCGUAAAAAAACUUCGAUUUCUAAGACCGUUGUAAAUGAAGAAGAUGAUCUACACACGGUGUCCAAGAAGACUUCUAAAAAAGUUACUAAAACUUCCAGUACAUCAACGAAGAGGGAAAAACUACGUAAUGAUGAGCCAGAAGAUUCAUCAACCACCGACUCAGAGUUACCAGAAAAGGAAACGGACGAAGAGUCCCAGCCGGAUACAAUAGUGUCUAAAAGAGAUAUGCAAUAUACCGAAGAAGUAGAAAUAGAAAAUGAUUCAAAUGUGGUUGAGGUUUCUCAAAACCGAAAAAUCUCGAAAGAAAAACCUUCUAGUCCUAAUAGAAGUCCGACCCGAAAGCCUACUGAACCUCAAGUUAAUCGUAAAACUUCUCCCGUUAGACAACAUCCUUCUGGCUCUUCCACGAUUACAGUGACUAAAACAAUUGAAACGAAAGUGCGUGAACCCAAUAAGCCUUCAAAAAUCACAAAUGAAAUUAAGCCUGUUGAAAAGACACCAGAGAAGCCAGAUGUUAGAAAAGACAGGCCAACAUCUCCAACAAAGCUGCGGUCCGAACGUAUUCAAAAAGUGAAUACGACUUCCGAGAAAGAAUAUCGAAAGACGACAAAGGAAUCUCCAACCCCCACAAUCAAAGAUCGAUUACGUUCUGCCACCCGAAAUAAGAAACCUUCUGAAUCUCAGUCUGAUUCUUCACCUGAUGUUAGUCCUUCACGGUUUACAGAGCGAAGACGUUCAAGUAACAUCUCUGUACACACUGAAAUAAUAAUUGAUCAUUCUGCACCGAAAUCUCCUAAACCCACUGAAAAGAGUCCAGAGAAACAUACGCCUCAGGUAAAAAAAACUAAACCAACAGAUGCCACUUCACCAAACUCAAAACCGCUACGUCGGCUUCCUGUAACAGAACGAAAAGAAUCUGCACCGGUACCGAAUGUUACUCGUAAAGAAAAGGAUGCGAAAAUGACUCGUUCAACAAGUGAGAAAGUUAUGAAGGUCACUGACAAACCGGCAAAACAAACUGACGUGCAUACAUUGGCACCAAGUCCCACACCGAAGAGUGAUCGUAGACCCAAUAAAUGCUUCAGCACAAAGACGAUAAACUUGACCACUACAGAUAAACUAAUAAAUAGCGAAGAAAUGGAAAAUGUUAUAAUAGAUAUACAACACGCAAAGAGUUCUCGUGAGCCAUCACCAGAUAAAAUUGUGCCUACACCGGUACCGGUGCAUUUGGAUACGGGUAAACCUCGUUAUCCGGAUGUUGUACAAGAACCUGAAGAUGAGCCACGUAAAAAACCGAUCAUCACCAACAUACCGAUUUUCGAAGAAGAAUCUAACGAAUACAUCAAAUGUCAUAUAUCGGAGGUAAAGACAGAUAAGAUUUCGAAAUUGGUAGACUUGGAUGAGGAUGAUAUUCUGGAUAAUCCUACAAUUGAAGCUCCAAAAAGUCUUGAUUAUCCAUCGAUUGAUAGACCUGAUGAUGAUUGUCUUUUAAGCGUUCAUGAGAAGGUCUCAAAAUUCACACAUACAGCUGAAGAGAUUAAGAAACCAAAAGCAUCCAGUCCAUUCAGUAGAGAGUUCGAUAAAACACCCAAGGUACCAGAAAAUGAUGAAUGUUUGUUGACAGUUGAUGAGAAAGUUACCAAAUUUAUUAAGACAGCAGAAGAAGUAGCGAAGCCAAUCACUCCUGUACGAGAGGUUGAGCGUCCUAGUUAUACCGAUUUGGACGAAGAGCUACGAACGGAUGAUUGCACCUUGUCGGUUUCUCAAAAGGUUAAUAAGUUCUUGAGUACUGCAGAAAAAUUGGCACCCACUGCACCACAAAGGUCACCGGAAUUAGUGGCUAAGAUCGAACGAACUAUUUCCAAACAGAGUGAGCCAGACUAUCCCGAAGGACUUAGCGAUGAUGAACUUACACCAUUUUCACAGAAUCAUACAAUCGAGAUUGAGAGAAGACGUCAAAAAGAUAUACUUUCUCGCCCAACUGUGUUUGAAAACACAACAAAAACCGAACAAACUAAUGAUUGCGCAGAAGCGGUACGGACCAGAGUUGAAAAAACUACCACAGUAGAAGAAUACGAGGAAGUAAUUCCUCACACAAGAGAUCAUACUACAAAAAUUGAAUUGAAACGACAAAAAGAUAUUUUGUCCAGACCAUCAGUUUAUAAUCAGAAUGUGAAAGGGAGACCACAGUCGCCCAACAAAAAGGAACCCACUAGUCCAAGUAAGCAUCAACCAACAACAAACAUCAAAACAAGGCAGACGGAGUAUACAACACGGAAAAUGAUCAGAGAGGACAGCGAUAAAAUUGAACCUAAAGGCGAGCGUAAACCAACUACUCCAGUAUCCAAGCCAGAUAGCCGUAGACCCACGAAACCGCAAGCUUCGACUGUUGCUGUAACCAGAUCUCGUUUUGAAACUCCCGAUAACAGAAGGAAUGCACCAAAAUCUCCUAUUGAACCGAAAACUUAUAGAGUUCCCGCUCAAAUUACCACCGGUCGUAAACCGUCGAGCGAACCAAAGACAACUGGUAGAAAACCAUCAACGGAAUCAAUCACUAGUGCUUCUCGCCCAAACAGAAGUAAACCAACUACUGAACCUGAUAGCCAUUUUGAAGGAAAGAAACCAACUACUGAAUUCGAAAUCAAUGUCAAUGAUUACGAGACCGUCGAAUCUGAGACGGAGUUUACAUCAACAACACGCCGCAGAAGCUCAUCAAAAACAAAAGACUAUUUAGAGACGGUGCAGACAGAAAUUGAACGGUUUUCUCCAAUCCAAAAAGAAUCUCCAACUCGAAAAACUUUCCCGCAGGAAAAACAAACACCCCAAACUUUCUCACACAGUCCUACUCGAAAAGAUACAACUAGCACCACCAAAGUUACUCACGUAACCGAGCGCACAAACAAGCACAAUUCAGAUUCUUCUGAUAUUGAAAUCGUUGAAACUAUUGUAGAACGUCCAGCACAAUUAAAGGCACCAACACCUACGCCAACUACCGUCGGCCGUACACGUAUAGCACCAGAUACGGUUGCUGCUCGCCGCAACAUUUUCGAAAAUAAUACCACUCCGAAGGGCCAAAGGCCAAUAGAAAGCAACUCGCCGUCACCUGUUGGUAGACGUCCAUCAUAUAUGGAUCACACAGUCAGCUCUUUGGAACACAUACGACGCGAUUCACUAGAAGUGAAUAAGCAUAACUAUUCACGCAAGAACUCGGUUGAAUCAGAAAGCAAUUAUGAGCGUCGACCAAAUGCUGCGGUCAAAUUUGAUGUGCCACAUAAGCCACAGCGUACUGCUAGUAUUCCUGAAGAUAUUGAUGUUGAGAAUAUUUUCGAAUUAGAAGUAUUGGAGCGUCUUUUGGAGACAGUGACCUCAUAUGAGCUGAGACGCAGGAUUCGUGCGCAAAUACGUUUGGUUAAGAAAAACACACUCAACACUACUGUGGUUGACAAAAGGAAAACCGAAACUAAAGCAUCUAAUUCCAUUAGAUCAACUCACAAAACAUCUACUUACAAAUCAAAUGCGCAUCAUGAAGAAACUGACACCAUUAAUGAGGGCAUAAAAACGAAAACACCAUAUGACAAUAAAGGUAGUCCGAAGCGUCCAGUUCAAACGACUAAGGUGGGUAGAACUACUCAAAGUGCACCACAAAACUCACCAUAUAGUACUGAGGAAAGUCCAAGAUCGUACAAUAAACUACACCGCGAACAAGAUGUGACCAUCAAAACCGCACAUGUGACUAAAGCUCCAAAUGGUGGCACUGAAAGUCCUGAUCGUCCCCGAAAACCUGUGUACGAACGCGAUCAUAGUCCCGAAAUAAAAACUUCGCAAGAACAAGUGAAAGAAGUACGUCGUGUAUCGGGUUCCUCGAUGUCCACACAUAAGGAAUAUGUACAUAGCGAGCAGACGGACUACUCAGAAGAGCGUGUCAACAGCUGUCGUCGUCAUGUUGAACAAAGUUCCGAAUGGUUUGAGAAAGAUCAUACACGCGAACGUAGUUAUAGUCCCGAAUCUAAGAGCCCUGUUAGGGACGGCAGACACAGUCAAGAUAUUAAGAUUAAAACUUUGUCUAGCACACGCACCAGAAGCCCAGAUGACAGAAAACCAACAACGCAACGCACAACCAGUCCAAAAGGAAGAACGCCAAAACAACGUGAUGAUUUAUACAACAUUACCAAGGUAACAACAGUUAAAACCACACGCUCACCCGAACGUAAAUCUAGUAAGCCGAAUGCAGAGGAGAGCACCCCCAUUUGGGCGGAUCGUAAAAAUCUGCUGAAGAGUCCAAGUAGCGCACCACGUAAAGUGACAGCCACGCCGUCAACGCGUAACACGGCCACGAAGAUCACCACAUCGAAGACAAUGAGCCAACGCCAAACUCAGAAUAGAAACUUCGAAGAAGAUUCAAUCACCUCGAGUUAUGGUAUUGGUCCAACAGACGAGAAUGGUUUGCCUUUGUUCGGCAUUAAGGCAUUGAAGAAGAAGAAGCCGAGUCAGCCCUGUGAAGCAACUGAAGAAGUCACAGGCUAUGUUAUCGAGGAGAAGUAUUAUUCGGAUAGCAAAACAAAGCCGAAAGUUGAGCGUAAGGAAUACAUUUAUUCAACGAAUGCCGAUGAACUCGAAGAAAUCCAGAAAUCUAUUGAGCAGAGCCGUAAAUCUUCAGAGGACAAUGUAGAUGUUGUCAGAAAAGUUGAGAAACUCGACAAGGAUUAUAUUUUUGACAAACCGGAAGCCAUAUUGCCAGACACAGAGGACUUCACUACAACGUCCAGCAAAUAUGUGCGCCGUGGUUCGGUGAAAGAGUUGAGUGAGAAAUUCAUACGCAAAGAGUCUUCACAAUCGGUAACAGAAAAAUCUGGUGGCUAUCCGAAGGCCGGUUUGAUUCUACGCACCAGUCGUGGUUCCUCAUCAGAACCAAGUGGAGAUGGUUACGAAAUAACUACUGAAAAAUAUACGACAACAUCGAGCAGCACAGGACAUGGUUACCGCGGCGACUCCGAUGAUGAACAAAACGUGCAAUUGCGUCAAAAGCAAACUCGCGGCAUUUUCACCGACUACGACGACGACAAUGACGCCGAUCAAUGUCACUUGACUACUCGUUCGUCGAAGUCCACACGUUCGUUCCUGAACAGCAGCGGCGAAACUAAAGUGGUAACCAGUGUUAAUGAUGCGCUGGAGCGUAUGCGUAAUGCGGAUUAUGUUGCUGAGGACGGCGAUACGGCUGAGGAUCGCGAGGCGCGCUCAUUGUUGAAUAAAUUUCUAGGUGCCAGCGUUAUAAUGAAGGGUGUCGAAAGUGUUUUGCCAACAACUAAACAAACAACAACUACCACGAUUACGAAAACCUCAUACGGAGAUGGUGAUGCAGGCGAUAGAGAUCUACUGAAGAAUAAAGGGGUGAAGACCACUCUCAUAACGAAAACGACCAAAUCUGGAAGCUCUUCAACACCAGUUACCCGUACAACUUGUGAUAUCGAGGAGAUCUGGGACGAAGAAAUCUUAAAGGAAUUGCUUGAACAGGCCACAACAUACGAAGAACGCCGGAAGAUACGCGCGCGUCUACGAGAUUUAAUGGCGGAACGUGAAGAGAAAAAAGAUAUAAAAUCGGGUGAUAUAUCCGAAAACGUUCCAGAAGUCGAUGAGAGCAGUGCUAGUGAGUACGAGGAGAUCAUUGAAGAGGUCACUGUUACCGAUUACAGUGACGCUGAAGCCGAUCUAGGCGAGGAAGAAGCUUUUAAUGCAAGUCAAAACAUUGUUAGUGAAACUAAAGCACCAGCAGAGCAUAUAGAUAAUAAAGAAAAGGAAGCUGAGACAGAAGAAGUUGAAAAAGUUGAAAAAGUAAAUGAUACUAGUGUUUCUGAGAAUGUGAAAGAAGAAAAGGUAGAGGAGAUCGCUGAAAAACUUGAAGAAGUAAACGUAGAAGCAAAAGAAAGUGUUCCCGUAAAAGAAACUGCUAACAAAGCGGACGUUGCAAGCGAUAGUAAGAAUUCAAACUCCGAAAAAGAGUCUGAAGCUGAAUCGAGUGUCGACAAAACCGAUUCGAAAUCCGCCGAUGACGAUAAGGAGCAACAAGCUACAUCGACCACCGAGAAAACGGAAACUAAGGAAAAGGAUGGCGCUGUUGUCACCACAACAACAAAAGUUACAACACGCACAGUAACUGGCGCUAGCAACUCAGCAGCGAAGCCAGUUUCACCGUUUGCGAAAUUCCGUCAACUGGACAAACAGAACUCACAACAAUCCCCAAAAUCACCGACAACACCCACCACUCCCGGGGGCACAGCCUCACCUUCUGGUUCCGCACGUAUAUUCCAAUUUACUGAUCCGGCAUUAAAUGCACGCGCCGCCACUGUGAAGGAGCAACUUCUGCAGUGGUGCCAAUCGAAAACACAGGAAUAUGAGAACGUCCAAAUAACUAACUUUAGUGCCAGCUGGUCAGAUGGUUUAGCAUUUUGUGCUCUAAUACAUCAUUUCUUGCCAGAUGCCUUCGAUUAUAGUAAAUUAACACCUAAAAACCGAAGACAGAAUUUUGAAUUAGCUUUCACUGUGGCCGAUGAGAAAGCCGGCAUAGCGCCACUACUCGAUGUCGAGGAUAUGGUAGAGAUGAAACGACCCGACUGGAAGUGUGUUUUCAUCUACGUGCAAAGCAUCUACCGUCGCUUCCGUAAUUGCCAGUAAAAAAACGCUUUAUGCGAUUUAAAUUAAAAAAAAAAUCACAACGAAACAACAACUUCGACAUCCAGAACUCUUAAUCCGGUCACCAAACAACCACAAAUAAUCCAUAAAUACUAAUCCACCAAUGCCAUGUCGAUGCCGCACACCAAAAGCGUUGACUUUACUAAAAAUAAGCCGAAAUACAUAAAUGGUUAGGGCACUACGAGCGUUUACAGCGUUUAAACAUUUUCACUAAAAAAAUAUUACUGCAAAAUUUGUUUUUUAAUUUAUUGGUUAUAUAAAUGUUAAAAGUGAAUUGUGCAAAUCACAAACCGAUUUUACUACUUUUUCGAUUUGGUUCGUGUGUAGCUUUGCUAUGCAUAAACAGAAAACAGUUAAUUACACAUUAAUUAGACAAUUCAAAUUGUCCACAGAAUUUACAUUUGUACUAUGUCUACAUUUCUAUUUGACAAUCUAUUGUUGUUGGCACAGAAAAGCGUGAAUUUGUAAAAACAAAAAAAAAGUCUUCUUAAUUGUAAAAUGUUGAAGGAGCAAACUAUGUUAUUGAUACUAAAUAUAUUAUAUUUAACUUUUUAUGACUAAAUACAUACGUACGUUUCGAUAUACUGCAAACGGCAGCAUGCCUACUACAUACAUAAAUAUAUGCUAACAUUAUGUUUAUACUUCAAUAAAUAUACACACACACACCCCAAAAUACAUACUCGUA